AUGGCAGUGUCGGUCGCAACCGAUGACCCAAACAUCGGAUUUCGUCGUAACACCUGUGUGAGAGUAUCGCGAUCCUCGCCGAUUUGCGGCUCUGGCAACCAGAAGCCUCGUCAACAACUUAACGAAAACACCGGAUACAUUGACGCAUCACCCAUUUAUGGUUCAUCAGUACACGACUCUGCCAAAUUUCGUCAAGGCAACACUGGGUUUCUGAAACUUCCAUCCUUUAACGGAAUGCAAAUGUUACCAUUCGAUCAGUCAAAGUGCAAAAGCCGUAAGGAAUGCACCGUAAUCUUCACAGCUGGUGACAGUCGUGUGAAUCUAUUCGUUGGGCUAUCGGCUUGGCACACUAUAUUCACUCGCGAGCACAAUCGAGUAGUUGCCACGCUAACCCAUCUGAAUCCGAACUGGGAUGGCGAACGCCUUUUUCAUGAAGCCAGAAAAAUUGUUGGAGCUGAAGUGCAGGCCAUAGUCUAUAGCGUCGACUCCACCGUCGCCAAUGAAUUUACUUCUGCAGCCUUCCGAUUUGGUCAUGGAAUGAUCCAGGAAUUUUACCAACGUCUAGAUCCGAAUUUCGGAAAUUCUUCGUUUGGUGCUCUUGCUUUCCAGAAAGGAACACUUCAUUCGGAUGUGCUUGUUAAUGAGGGUGGACCUGAUCCACUAUUGAGAGGAAUGUUUUUGCAAGGCGUUAAAAGGCCUCAGCGAAUAACCACUACUGUAACAGAAAACAUGUUCGGCUCAACCGAUCUCAGCACCAUCAACAUACAGCGAGGCCGUGACCAUGGCCAUCCUAGCUACACCAAGUAUCGCGAAUUGUGUGGAAUGGGACUGGCGACCACGUUCGAUCACCUGUCUCGUGAAAUCCUCAAUACUGCGACUCGUGAGAAACUGCAGAAGGUAUACGGUAGAGUGGACCGUAUUGAUCUUUGGGUUGGUGGACUGCUUGAAGACCCUGUGGUUAGAGGGCUUGUUGGCCCGACAAUUGCAUGCAUUGUUGGAGCGCAGUUCAAACGAACAAGGGACGGUGAUAGAUUCUACUACGAAAACCCCGGAGUUUUCACUCGCGCCCAAUUGUUCGAAAUUCGUAAAAGCUCGUUGAGUAGAAUUAUCUGUGACAAUUCGAAUACUAUAACAGUCGUUCCGCGAGAGGCAUUCCGACUGGGUCAUCUCACUCCAUGUAGUCAGAUACCACAAAUGAAUCUGAGAAAAUGGAAAGAGUAA
Messenger RNA from Angiostrongylus costaricensis, 1221 nucleotides. NCBI's taxonomy places the organism in Eukaryota, Metazoa, Nematoda, Chromadorea, Rhabditida, Metastrongylidae. The record is from the annotation of a GenBank genome assembly.